Molecule: messenger RNA, 4610 nt
Organism: Phalaenopsis equestris
Lineage: Eukaryota; Viridiplantae; Streptophyta; Magnoliopsida; Asparagales; Orchidaceae
Product: ABC transporter C family member 8-like
Exons: 12
Coding region: 39-4445 (1468 amino acids)
Biological process (GO): transmembrane transport
Cellular component (GO): vacuolar membrane; plant-type vacuole
Molecular function (GO): ATP hydrolysis activity; ABC-type transporter activity; ATP binding
Source: RefSeq, a predicted model, not a curated record
AUAGCUUGGAAACAAAACGAACUGAAAGAUUUCAGAAAAUGGCUUCUGCUUGGAGCUUGAAAUAUUGGCUUUUAUGGACCUGUGGGCAGGAGUUUAAUCUGGGAAACUCGUUCUCCCAAAGAAGAUUAAUAGAUGCUGUGAAUCUUGCUUUUCUUUUAAUUUCAGCUCUGGGUUUUCUGAUAUCAUAUUUCAGAAGAGAAGGUCCUCAUGAAAGGAGAAAUAGGAGCUGGGAAUUAUUCACUACUUCACUUCUUUGUUCAGUGCUUAGCAUUUCUUGCUUCAGUCUCAGUCUUUGGAUUCUAUUUGAUGGAAGCAGUACUCUCACUCAGUUUAAUUGGUUAGUUUAUUUUGUUAGAGGGAUAAUUUGGGUUUCUUUGGCUUUUUCUCUAAACUUUCAUCAUUCUAAAUGGCUAAGAACCAUACAUUUAAGUUGGUGGAUCACAUUUUCAGUUCUGCUAUCUUCUUUUAAUCUGGAAAUGCUUAUCAGAGGAUCAGGAUUUCAAAUCCUUGACUUGAUUUCAUGGCCUGUGAAUUUGCUGCUUAUUUUCUGCGCUUUCAAACUACUAAUGAGAACCAGUUUUAGUGAUAGUUUAUCCAGCCCACUACUGCUCCAUCAAAAUGAAAGAACAAAUUUGAACAAAGCUAGCUUAUUUAGCAGAUUGACAUUUUCAUGGCUUAAUCCAUUGCUUCGCUUAGGUUCUUCUAAGCCACUGGCUCUAGAAGACAUUCCCGCUUUAGAUUCUGAUGAUGAGGCAUUCUUAGCUUACCAAACUUUCUAUAGAGCAUGGGAACUUGAGAGGAAAAAUAGUUCCAUAAUGAGAAAUUUGGUUCGCAACUCAUUAGCCAAGUGCUAUAAAAAGGAAAUGUUAUUAGUUGGGCUCUAUGCUUUACUAAAAGCAGUAUCUGCUGCAGCUUCACCUUUAAUACUCCAUGCCUUCAUUUCGUUUUCAAACCAAGAGGAGAAAGAUCUUAACUUUGGCAUCUUUCUGAUUGUCUGUCUUGCCUUUUUAAGGUUUGUUGAUUCAAUCUCUCAAAGGCAUUGGUUUUUUGAUUCAAGAAGGUUUGGAAUGAGAAUGCGUUCCGCCGUCAUGGCUGCCAUUUUUCAGAAGCAGCUAAAACUUUCAAGCCAGGGAAGGAGAAGGCAUUCAACUGGAGAGAUUGUGAACUAUAUUGCAGUUGAUGCAUAUAGGCUUGGGGAGUUUCCGUGGUGGUUUCAUAUGGCUUGGAGCUGUCCUUUUCAAAUAUUACUCUCAAUUAUUGUACUUAUCAUAACUGUAGGAGCUGGAGGAGCACUCCCAGGAGUGAUCCCCUUAAUCAUUUUCGGCUUCCUUAAUGUCCCAAUUGCAAAGAUUAUGCAGUACUAUCAAGCACAGUUCAUGCUUGCUCAGGAUGAAAGGCUGAGAGCUACAUCAGAAAUACUGAACAACAUGAAGAUAAUCAAGUUGCAAUCAUGGGAGGAAAGGUUCAGACGAAUGGUUGAAUCUCUAAGAGAUGUGGAGUUCAAAUGGUUAAAAAACAUUCAAAUCACAAAAUCAUACGGAAGCGCACUGUAUUGGAUGGCGCCAACUGUUGUUUCUGCUGUAGUUUUUGCCGGAACCGCAGCUCUAAAGAGUGCUUCUCUCAACGCUAGCACAAUUUUUACAGUUCUGGCGACUUUAAGAGUUAUGUCAGAGCCAGUCAGAAUGUUACCAGAAGCUCUUUCAGUUCUCAUUCAAGUAAAGGUUUCCUUAGAUCGAAUUGAUGUUUUCUUAUUAGAAGAUGAGAUCAGAGAAGAGAGUGAGCGCAGGAGUACGUUAAGUAAUUUUAACCACACAAUUUUAAUGCAUAAUUGUUGCUUCAGUUGGGAUUCAGAUGCAGCUAUUCCAGCUUUAAAGAACAUUAAUUUGAAUAUUAGAAAAGGACAGAAGAUUGCUGUCUGUGGCCAUGUUGGUGCAGGAAAAUCAUCACUUAUAUAUGCAAUACUUGGGGAGAUACCUAAACUCUCAGGAUCUGUGACUGUAUUUGGUACAGUUGCUUAUGUUUCACAAACAUCAUGGAUUCAAAGCGGAACGAUUCGGGACAACAUACUAUUUGGGAAGCCCAUGAAUAAGGAACGCUAUAACAAUGCUAUCCGAUGUUGUGCACUUGAUAAGGAUAUUGAGAAUUUUGUUCAUGGAGACCUUACAGAGAUUGGCCAGAGAGGUAUCAACAUGAGCGGGGGACAGAGGCAAAGGAUUCAGUUAGCAAGAGCAGUUUACAGUGAUGCAGAUAAUUACCUUCUUGAUGAUCCAUUCAGUGCUUUAGAUGCACACACUUCAGCUAUUCUGUUUCAUGAUUAUGUGAUGACUGCUUUGGAAAAUAAGACGGUCAUUCUUGUGACUCAUCAAGUUGAGUUUCUAGCUAAGGCUGAUGGAAUUCUGGUAAUAGAAAAUGGAGAAAUUACACAAACAGGAACCUAUGAGGAACUUCUAACUUCAGGAACAGCAUUUGAGAAGCUUGUUAAAGCUCAUCAAUCUUCGAUGAUCACAUUAGAUUCUUCAGUCCAAGAGAAUGGAAGUAAUAGACACGGAAGAGAGGAAGAUCACCUCAUAGUUACAGGGUUGCACUACAUAAAAGAAAACAGUAAAAAUGAGAUCUCAAGCGAAGGUAUUUCAGCUGUCCAACAAACAGAAGAAGAAGAAAAGGAGAUGGGCAGUGUUGGAUUGAAGCCUUACAAAGAUUAUUUUCGGGUGUCCAAAGGUUUUCUACUUCUCACUUUGGUUCUCUCCGCUCAAUUCUUCUUUGUUGGUUUGCAGACUUUAUCAACCUAUUGGAUGGCAUUUGCCAUUCAAAAGAAUCGAGUUAGCAACAGCCUUUUAGUAGGAAUCUAUGCAGUAAUUUCAAUCCUUAGCUGCUUUGUAGCAUAUGCUAGAACUUUGCUGGCAGCAGAACUUGGACUAAAAGCUUCAAGAUGUUUCUUUACUGCACUCAUGGAUUCAGUAUUCAAGGGUCCAAUGUCUUUCUUCGACUCAACACCGGUGGGAAGGAUUUUGACCAGGGCAUCUUCAGAUUUAUUUACACUGGAUUUUGAUGUUCCAUACUCCCUUGCCUUCUUCAUAGCUGGUUCUAUUGAAGUUUUAUCAACAAUAUUAAUCAUGGCUACUGUAACAUGGCAAGUCUUAGUGGUGGCAUUUCCAGUUCUCAUAAUAGUAGCAUAUCUUCAGAAAUACUAUCUAUCAUCGGCGAGAGAGCUAGUGAGGAUCAAUGGAACAACAAAGGCUCCAGUUAUGAAUUAUGCAACUGAAUCCUACCUUGGUGUUGUGACAAUAAGGGCAUUUGGGAUGAUUGAGAGGUUCUUCGGGACAAGCUUAAAGUUGGUCAAUACUGAUGCAACACUAUUUUUUCAUACCAUUGCUGCCAUGGAAUGGGUACUGAUAAGAGUGGAUCUGCUGCAAAACUUAACCAUAAUGACUUCAACUAUUUUCCUUGUUUUGGUUCCUCAGGGAUCCAUUUCUCCAGGAUUUUCAGGACUUUGUCUUUCCUAUGCUCUUAGCCUGUCUUCAACUCAAGUGUUUGCUACUCGUUUCUAUUCCUACAUGGAAAACUACAUCAUAUCAGUAGAGAGAAUCAAGCAGUUCAUGCAUAUCCCACCAGAACCACCAGCAGUGAUUGAAGAAAGCAGACCACCACCUUCAUGGCCCCUCGAAGGAAGAAUCGACAUACAAAAUCUCAAGAUUAGAUAUAAGCCAUCAGCUCCAUUUGUUCUCAAAGGAAUCACAUGUACAUUUUCAGCUGGAAAUAAGAUUGGAGUCGUCGGACGAACCGGAAGUGGCAAAACAACUCUUAUAAGUGCUUUAUUUCGUCUGAUAGAUCCUGCAGAAGGGAGGAUUCUGAUUGACAGCAUUGACAUUUGCUCUAUAGGACUCAAGGAUUUGAGAAUGAAACUUAGUAUAAUUCCUCAAGAACCAACUCUUUUCAGGGGGAGCAUUCGAAGUAAUCUGGAUCCUCUUGGAGUUUAUACUGAUCAUGAGAUUUGGGAGGCCUUGGAACGCUGUCAGUUGAAGUCGGUCAUUAGAAGCCUUCCUGCUCAGCUUGAUUCCUCUGUGAGCGACGACGGCGAGAAUUGGAGCACGGGGCAGCGCCAACUCUUCUGCUUAGGCAGAGUCCUACUCCGCAAGAACAAAGUUCUUGUUCUCGACGAAGCUACGGCAUCCAUUGAUUCUGCAACGGAUGCUAUUCUUCAGAGAAUUAUAAGGCAGCAGUUCUCAAACUGCACUGUGAUUACUGUAGCACACAGGGUUCCAACAGUAACGGACAGCGACAUGGUUAUGGUGCUUUCUUAUGGAAAGCUUCUUGAAUUUGAUAAGCCAUCUAAGCUGAUGGAUUCUUCUCAAUCCGCCUUUGCUAGGCUUGUUGCAGAGUACUGGGCAAAUUAUAGGAAGGGCUCUCCUCAAUCUCUUUUAAAUAACACAGGAAACCCAAUGUGAUGAAUGUCAUUUUUAUGCAAUCGAGUUUUACUUUAUUGUCUAGGGUAUGGAGUAUUUGAAAAUCUUAGCCAUUCAUUUAUGUGGGAAGCCAAUGGGCGUCUUGUUAUAUUUUUCCUUAUGGUUUUUGGACUCUAGUGCUGUCAAAUUUAUGUUCUAUUUAUUGAA